Molecule: messenger RNA, 1388 nt
Organism: Notechis scutatus (mainland tiger snake)
Lineage: Eukaryota; Metazoa; Chordata; Lepidosauria; Squamata; Elapidae
Source: RefSeq, a predicted model, not a curated record
GAAGUCACAGAAGUAUUAGAAGACCAUGUGGUUUUAUGUGGCGGCCUUGCUGGGGUUCUAUUACUUGUUCCGUUGGUACCGUGAAAAACAGAUUUUCCCAAACCUGACAGAGAAAUAUGUCUUCAUAACUGGCUGUGACUCUGGAUUUGGCAAUCUUCUGGCUCAGCAGUUGGAUGCAAAAGGCCUUCGUGUCUUGGCAGGUUGUCUGACCCAGCAGGGUGCAGAGAAGCUGAAAGAAGCGACGUCAGAACGGUUGCAGACCAUCCUCAUAGAUGUCAACAACACAGAAAAUCUGGACAAAGUAACGGAAUGGGUGAAAAGCCAAGUGGGAGACAAAGGACUUUGGGGAUUGGUAAACAAUGCCGGUAUUUCUAUCCCGACUGCCCCAAACGAGUGGCUAACCAAGGAGGAUUUCAAGAAAAUCAUAGAUGUCAAUCUACUUGGGUUGAUUGACGUGACCUUACACAUGAUACCAUUGUUGAGAAAAGCCAAAGGACGUAUUGUCAACAUUGCCAGCGUAAUGGGCCGAUUAAGUAUUUUUGGGGGAGGCUACUGUCCUUCAAAAUAUGGGGUGGAAUCUUUCUCUGAUAGUCUCAGGUAAGUGCAAUUUUCUGUUAACAGUAUUGGCAAAAAUUCAAAUCUUUCUGGGACAGUGGAGUAAAUUCUUUCAUAAAACAGGUGUAUUUCAGAAUAUAAAAGCGAUUGUCACAGUAAUAACAACAGUAUUAGUUUACAGAAGUGUUGCAGGAUACAACACUAGUGUAACUGCAGACUGAUCAAUUUUCUCAUUUAGCACCAAAGUUAAAUACAGUAUCUGCAAUCCAAAUCUGGACCAUGCUUUUAUAAGUACCAACAUUCCAAAUUGCUGAGCAAACUUUUACAUUCCAAUCAGGGAUUUUGACUCCCCACCCUUCUAACACAUCAUGCAUGACCCAAUUGGUUAAUUAAAAAAACAUUACAGUAAGAGAAAAAUUGAUACAUAAACAGGUAAUUGAUAAUUAUUAAUUAACAGGAAUAUUUUGCCAUCACUAUUGAAAUUCCUCUGCUGAAAGUAACAGAGAGUGACUCAUGGAUGUUUGGCUCAGGCUGAAGGAAGAAAAAGAUUAUGAGUUUUGAACUGUAAUGCGACACAAAAUUAAAUUGAGCUAAACCUUUUCAAGUGCAGGUAGACUGACCUCUCCUUUAAAAGAAAUGAUGGUUAGAUCCAGGUGUAUGAGAGAGACAUAACAAACAUAAAACAAUGUAAAACUUACUGGCUAAAAAGCAAAGUGGAAUAUAGGUAGAGCCCCUUGACUUAUGAGUCAUGACCUGUUGCUUACCACCCGUUCAAAAUUAUGGUGGACCUUUCCAAGACUACUCACAACCUGGAUUUGAAGUUCUGAUAGUGU